Molecule: messenger RNA, 4980 nt
Organism: Neolamprologus brichardi
Lineage: Eukaryota; Metazoa; Chordata; Actinopteri; Cichliformes; Cichlidae
Source: RefSeq, a predicted model, not a curated record
AUGCCGCCUCCUGGAUUUCGGCACCAAUGUGGCAUGAAUGACGAACUCGACCACAUAUUCACAAUGCUCAAUCUGUUUUUAACCAACACUUUAUGGACAAGCUUCUAUGGGAGUGAUCUAGUGAAUAAACGCACUGAUGUUGUACUUUCAAAGAAUGAUGACGCCCCAAUAGCUGGAGGAAACAUCAAACUCAACUCUAAUGAGAGGGGAACCUCAGAACUUACCAUGAGCAGAAACAAGGAGAAUUCAGGGAAGAUUUCUGAAGAAAUCUACAGAAAGAAGCUAUGUCAAAAAGAAACUCAGGCACUGCUUGAGAGACUUCAUCUUAAAGAAAAACUUCAAGACAAGUUGUCACCAACAGAACUUCUUCAAAUACAACCAACUGUAAAACAGCACCAUGUGACAUCUGAAAAAGAUGUAGCUCACACUUUUCUUCAUAGGCUGAUGAUGUUGGACUACAGGGCCAGAUAUAUUCCUUUAAGACCAGACAGUGCUGAUGUGACAGCUGCAAAACCUCUUCAAAUAACUGACAAUACUGACAACGAUUUUAAGAAUUUGAUGGCUUUACUGAGCACCAGUGAUAAGAGGGAACAGACAGAACAAACUCACAUGCAUCCACUGGACAUUCAGAUGGCAGUAUUUCACUGCUCAGACAGUUUCCUUAAACAGAUGGUGAUUACAAAGCUUUCUCAAUGUCAGUAUGCCUUACCUUUGCUUCUUCCUGACCCAGUCACAAAGGAAAUUGAGUUUCCUCUGUGGACCUACAGAGAAAUAACAAAAACCUGGAAGAGUGUUCCAGUUUACAAAGCUGAAACACCCUUGGUGUCAUUUUUCCGUCUGGGUUCUUUGUCAGUGUCUAAAUCUCAGCUGAUGAACACUUUGAUCAACAACCGUCACGACACCUUCUUCCACAGAAACUGCCCAGGAAGCACCAAGUCUCGCUAUUUGAUGGAUGGUGUGGCAGAGAUUGCCUGGUACUGCCCUGCUGGAAAACCCAAUGAUACCUUCAGUGAUUGCAUUGCCUUUUGUAAUCUCCAUGGUGAUGCUCUGUUGACUGAAAAACAGCGUGACAUACUGAUUGAAAAAUCAUUUAUCAAUGUUUUUCUUGUGACAUCUCUGCAAAAAAAUACACAAAGUCAGCCACUUAUGUCAUCUCUCUUUGCAUCUCAGAAGCCUCUCAUUUGUCUCACUGUUGAGGACAGCUGUGAUAUUAAAACAAAAAAUGGAAAAUACAUAUUAGGCCUCAAAGACAGAAACCAGCCAGAUGUAUCUGAACACCUGAAAAGGAUCAUUAGAGAGGUUUUGUUUUCUCUUCAUGGUCCCAUCUUGAAACCAUCCUUCCAGCUUGAAACCAUGGCUGAGCUCUCUGGAAUCAGAGUGGAUGAAACUGACCCAGCCUGUCAAAGAGGGAAAUCUGCUGCUAUGGAAAUAAUCAAUCUGCUAAAAAAGAAAAACAUGGAUGUCUCAAAGAUCAAAGAUGAAUUUCUCCCUUGUCAAGGCCAACUGUGGCAUCAGUGGAGCAAAAUACACAAAGAACUGUUUCAUCUCAGAGGAAACAUUGAAAUGGAGAAAAGUGAAAAGCAACAAGAACUGAUGAAGAUACGUCAGGAACAAUGUGCUGCUUCCUGCAGUAACCUGAUGGAGUUGUUCACUGGAAGUCUCUCAUCAUUGCCACCAACAGACAGAGAGUAUUUCCUAAAAUGGACUCAGAUCUUCACAGAUGCCCUCUCCACAGAUGAUCUUUCUUCAAUUCUCAAAAGUUAUGAUGAAAAGUGGUCUGAGGUCUUGGCUUUGAAGAACAAACCGAACAAAUCAGAUCUGUUAUUAAAAACACAAUCUGACCUUGAAGACAUAUCAAAAAAACUUCAGUCUGCAACCUUUGGUUUGGAGCACAUCUUCAGAGAAAUGGGACAGAUCUAUGAAGCCCAUAAAACAACACAAAGACAGAGCAGACACACUGACUGGUCUAAAUACCCUGAGCUGGCUGCACAGCUGAUGAUAUCAGGACACCCGAUGGAGCUGAUGGAUGGUGAUGCAGGUCAUGUGCCUUUAACAUGGAUCUCCAGUCUUUUAGAAGAAGUCAUCGAGAAACUGGGGAACCAGAGAGUUUUUGUGUUGUCAGUUUUGGGCCUACAAAGCAGUGGAAAAUCAACAAUGCUGAACACCAUGUUUGGGCUGCAGUUUGCAGUGAGUGCUGGCAGGUGCACCAAAGGUGCCUUCAUGCAGCUGCUCAAAGUAUCAGAGGAGAUGAAGAAAGACUUGAAGUUUGACUAUGUUCUAGUGGUGGACACUGAAGGACUGCGUGCUCUUGAGUUAGAAGGUAACAACACUCUUCAUCAUGACAAUGAACUGGCAACAUUUGUUGUUGGUCUGGGAAACCUGACACUGAUCAACAUCUUUGGAGAGAAUCCGUCUGAUAUGCAGGACAUUCUGCAGAUUGUUGUUCAGGCUUUCAUGAGGAUGAAGGAAGUUAAACUUUCUCCCAGUUGUGUGUUUGUUCACCAGAAUGUCACAGAUGUUGCAGCAGCAGAGAAAAACAUGGAUGGAAAGAGACGCCUGCAGGAAAAACUGGACCAGAUGGCCAAACUAGCAGCCAAAGAGGAAGUUUGUAAUGCAGAGUGCUUCGGUGAUGUCAUUGAAUUUGAUGUUCAGAAAGAUGUGAAAUACUGUGCCCAGCUGUGGGAGGGCAGUCCACCCAUGGCUCCUCCAAAUCCAGGUUACAGUGAGAGCAUCCAGGAAGUGAAGAACACCAUCCUCUCUAAAGCUUCAAAGUCUGCUGGGAUCACUCUCUCACAGUUCAAAACAAACAUCCAGGACCUGUGGUCGGCACUUCUGACUGAAAGUUUUGUUUUCAAUUUUAAAAACACACUUGAAAUUGCAGUGUACAGAAAACUGGAAGUCCAGUAUGGGAAGUGGACCUGGACUUUGAGGAGCAUCAUGUUGACCAUUGAAAACCAACUUCAUAACAGAAUUGAAAAUGGAAAACUUGAUGAGGUUGAGUUGAGUUUUCUUAUUGGAGGAUCAAGAAAAACUUAUGGAGAGAUCACAGAAGCAAUGACAAAAUACUUUGAGGAUGACAAGGAGAAAGAAAUCUUGGCUCAGUGGAGAGGACGAUUUGAAAUCAAAAUGAAAGAAUUUCAUGAUGACCAAGUGAACAGAGUGAAAAGAAAACUUGAUGGAGUCAUCCAACAGAGGAAAGGUCGUAAAAUGAUGGAUGAUAAGAAAUCAGAGUUUGAGAACCAACUGCUACAAAAAAGCAAAGAGCUCGCUCAGAUACUGAAGUAUAAGGCCAAAGAUGAAAAGGAGCUUCAAAGCCAGUUUAGCUCUGUUUGGAGCGGCUGGGUUACUGAAUUAACAGGAGAUAUAAAACCUGUUGAAGACAUUGACUUGGAACAAGAUCAGUUAAUAAUUCUUCGAGAACUUGGUUUUGAAAUGGCUCUCAUAGAUGAAUGUAAAAGAGGUGGCAGAUAUAGAAAAAUAUCAACGCUUGGUGACUAUUCAGAUUAUAUGAAGACAGAAAAUAAUCAGCUCGUUGAUGCUUACAAUAAAUGCAGAUCAAGUGGUGCUUUCUCCUGUGAAGAAAAACAACAGAUCAGUUUGCUUAUUGACAAAGCUGAGAAAGAGUCAAUUGACAAAAUCAACAACAAUCAGGUUGUUACAACAGGCUACUCAACAUUUUAUUUGCGUGAAGGGGCCAAUCAUGUAUCAGAAGAAGUGCAGAAAUUUCUGUCAGAGAGGAAAUACACUUUCAAGAAGAAGUUUAUAGUUGAUCUCUUGCUCUACGUGUUCUACAGGGCAGAGAGUGCACUUAAAGAUUCCCACGAGAAAUUUAAAGAGAACAAUAAUGCAGAAGAAUAUUUACAAAGCAAGAAAACAGAGUAUUACACAGUUUUUAGAAGCUUUUGUAAAGGAAACUCAUCUGCUGUUGUGCUUGGAGAACUGAUCUGUAAAAAGCUGAAAACUUCCACUGUUGAGGCUGUCUGUAACAAGACUGCCAAAGAUAUCGCUGGAAAGAUGAUGUGUAAUUUCCCAGCAUUCAAUGGGAACAGAUCGAACUUGGAGAAACAUAUUUUGAAGUCACUCGCUGACAAAGAAGACUUUGAUGAUUUCAUCACCUACAUCAGAUACCCAAAGAGACAAACAGAAGCUUUCAUUAAAGCAGAAGUACAAAAAUACAUCAGUGGUCACAAUGAUGAAGCUGUGACUAUAAUCAAGAAAAAUGUUGAUGACAUCAAAUCAGUUGUGACUCAGGCUUUAUUUAAUGUCACACAACAUGUGAAAAGCCAGGGAGGAAACACAGACGUGUGGCUGACGGAAUUUUGUAAUGAGCUAAAGGAUGAGCUGAAAUUUGUUAUUUCUUCUGAAAAUUUCAGUGACAUAAAUGAUUUUGAAUUUCUGAAGGAAGAGAUAAAAAAAGGAUUUGCAUCCAUCACUGAGGAGAUGAGCAGCCUCUCUUGGGAUGACCUGACGGAAUUCAGACAGAAGCCUGAUGAAAUCCUCAUUGAUCAGCUUUGUAACUGCUGCUGGGUAAAGUGUCCAUUCUGUGCAGCUGUUUGUUCCAACACUGUGGAAAAUCACAGUCCCGAUGACCACAGUGCUCGUUUCCAUCAACCUGGUGCAGUUCGUGGGGUGUGCUGGAAUAAGACAGAUGAAAUGUUCAUUAAUUUUUGCACAACAAGUGUUGGAAGUGAUCUUCAUUUUUACCCUGAUAGUUCAGAUAGAACCGUUCCCUAUAAAAACUAUAGAGAUGGUGGCCAAGAUUGUAAAACCUGGGAAAUCACCCCUGAUGAGUCAAAACUGUCAUACUGGAAAUGGUUUAUUUGUCAAUUUCAAGAGGAACUGGAAAGUCAUUAUAAAGGAAAAUUCAGGGGCAAAGGAAAGAUUCCAGAUGACUGGAAAACCAUUCAAAAAGACGACGCCAUUAAAAGUCUGGAUGAAAACAAACUGAAGCCUGAGGUGCUGUGUUUGCCUGAUAAAUGA